Vitis riparia (riverbank grape) is the source of this 1602-nucleotide messenger RNA. Its product is annotated as 3-hydroxyisobutyryl-CoA hydrolase-like protein 2, mitochondrial. Lineage: Eukaryota; Viridiplantae; Streptophyta; Magnoliopsida; Vitales; Vitaceae. Bases 137 to 1360 code for a protein of 407 amino acids. Gene Ontology annotation, biological process: L-valine catabolic process. The record is from RefSeq and is a predicted model, not a curated record. The transcript is spliced from 14 exons. Gene Ontology annotation, molecular function: 3-hydroxyisobutyryl-CoA hydrolase activity.
CCCCCACGGCUCAUUGCUUUCAAAAUCAGUGUGAAGAAAACUUGGCGGCUGGGAUAACCGGAUUGAUUGAAAUAGGCGUAGCCGAGUAGCUGAACGUUUAAGGCAGUUUUGGGCAGUGACAGGGAGAGAGGCGAAGAUGCAAAGAGCUGAAGCAGUGUUGUCACCAGCAGUGAGGUGUUCCCUACAGAGAUUUGGGGUUUUCUCUCAUCACAGAAGCUUCUCUGCUCUGCCAAAUUAUGCCCGAAACGAUGAUCUCCAAGAACAGGUGUUAGUGGAAGGGAGGGCAAAGUCAAGGGCAGCCAUUCUCAAUAGACCAUCUGAUCUCAAUGCUCUCACUAUUCCAAUGGUGGCCCGGCUCAAAAGACUAUAUGAAUCAUGGGAAGAAAACUCAGAUCUUGGAUUUGUCAUAAUGAAGGGUAGUGGCAGGGCCUUAUGUUCUGGUGGAGAUGUUGUUGCUCUCAAUCAGCUGAUUAAUGAAGGGAAAGUUGAGGAGUGUAAAAAGUUUUUUGAGACGUUGUAUAAGUUCGUAUACCUUCUAGGAACAUAUGUGAAGCCAAAUGUGGCUAUCGUGGAUGGUAUUACCAUGGGAGGUGGCGCUGGAAUUUCCAUCCCGGCAAUGUUUCGUGUGGUAACUGAUAAAACGGUUUUUGCCACUCCAGAGACUCAAAUGGGAUUCCAUCCUGAUGCUGGUGCUUCAUUCUAUCUUUCUCGUCUACCAGGAUAUUUAGGGGAAUACUUGGCUCUAACAGGAGAAAAGCUCAAUGGUGUAGAAAUGAUUGCCUGUGGCCUUGCUACACACUACUCACUGACUGCAAGACUUCCCUUGAUUGAAGAACGUCUUGGUAAAUUGAUCACGGAUGAUCCUUCUGUCAUAGAGUCUUCUCUUGAGCAAUAUGGUGACCUUGUCUACCCAGAUAAGAGGAGUGUUCUUCAUAAGAUUGAGACAAUUGAUAAAUGUUUCUGCCAUGAUACGGUUGAGGAAAUUAUUAAUGCCUUGGAAAAUGAGGCAUCCAGUUCAUAUGAUGAAUGGUCUGCCACAGCCCUCAAGAAGCUGAAAGAAGCCUCCCCAUUGAGCUUAAAGGUUACUUUACGAUCUAUACGAGAAGGUAGAUUUCAACCUCUUGAUCAGUGUCUGGCUAGAGAAUAUCGCAUAUCUCUUGUUGGGAUCACCAAACGGGUCUCUGAUGAUUUCUGUGAGGGUGUUCGAGCACGGUUGGUGGACAAGGACUUUGCUCCAAAGUGGGAUCCUCCAAGUCUGGGAGAAGUAACCAAAGACAUGGUUGAUUGCUAUUUCACCCGACUCAAUGAAUUCGAGCCUGAACUAGAGCUACCAACGGCAUUGCGAGAGCCUUACAUGUGAUGCAGAUUCUCCCAUGUAUUCAGAGGGCAAGUGUAAAAUUUUGCAAUUUUUUUGUGAGCAGCAGUGCUGAGGGAUAUCUGAAAAUACGCCUUUUAAUUUCAAUUAUGUAUUGUAAUAGACUGUUAGCUCAAGGUUGCCACCCAAGGCCAUUAUUUUUAAGAGGGCUUGAUGUGUAUUUCAAGUUUUCUAUACAUUAUUCACAGCUGAUAACCAAUAAAUUGGGGUCCUUGUUUCCCAACCUA